Molecule: messenger RNA, 2963 nt
Organism: Chelonus insularis
Lineage: Eukaryota; Metazoa; Arthropoda; Insecta; Hymenoptera; Braconidae
Gene: Ssdp
Product: Sequence-specific single-stranded DNA-binding protein
Exons: 13
Coding region: 399-1718 (439 amino acids)
Biological process (GO): positive regulation of transcription by RNA polymerase II
Cellular component (GO): nucleus
Molecular function (GO): single-stranded DNA binding; protein binding
Source: RefSeq, a predicted model, not a curated record
CAGCUACUAGUCCUUAUCGUCGUCGUCGACGACGUAUCCGUGCGAUGACGACGCACGUCUGUCCAGCGGAGUUGAACCCGCAAACGAAGCCAUGAGGAGCAUAGUUGGAUCAAAUGAGAAAAAGGACAACUGGUACAACAACAUACCUGAGUGACGCGUGUGUAUACCGGAAAAAUCCCUUGUUCCUAGGAUUGCAUUUUCAACCCGCAUAGGCUGCAUUACUUGGCAGAUUUGAGAAGAGUAACGCUAUAUUUGACGUUUUCUUUCAGUAUUUUUUCCGGGGUGCCCCCUUACGUCUCUUCUCUCAGUGAGACGUAGUAUUUGUGCUGGACGUUUACUGGCCCUCGCGCCAUUCGAACUAUCGUGCCUACACUGGAGAGAUUGACAACUCUACAACAAUGUACGCGAAGGGAAAGGGGUCGGCAGUACCCUCAGACAGUCAAGCACGAGAAAAGCUUGCUCUGUAUGUUUAUGAAUACUUACUACACGUUGGCGCACAAAAAGCCGCACAAACAUUCCUGUCGGAGAUUCGAUGGGAGAAGAAUAUUACACUUGGCGAACCACCAGGAUUUUUACACUCUUGGUGGUGCGUAUUUUGGGAUUUAUACUGUGCAGCACCUGAACGACGUGACUCAUGUGAACACAGUAGUGAGGCCAAAGCUUUCCAUGACUAUGGAUUUGUAAACAGUGGUUAUGGCGUAAAUGGAAUUACUCACAAUGCUGGACCAGCACCAUCUCCACUUGGGCAGUUGCCACCAAAUGAUGGCAUGCCUGGUGCCCCGAUGCCCCCUGGAUUCUUUCCAAACAACUCGACAAUGCGACCAUCUCCGCCCACACACCCCUCAUCACAGCCAUCUCCCCAGCACCCCCAGCCACCCCCGCCCCCACACUCGCAGAUGAUGUCCACUCAGUUUAUGCCCAGAUAUCCUGCAGGACCUAGACCAGGUGUUCGUAUGCCUCAAAUGGGAAAUGAUUUCAAUGGACCGCCAGGUCAACCGAUGAUGCCAAAUAAUAUGGAUCCAACUAGACAAGGACCACCGGGUAUGAAUCCCAUGAAUCCACGAAUGAAUCCACCCCGUGGACCAACAAUGGGACCAAUGGGUCCUGGAAAUUAUGGUCCAAGUAUGAGAGGACCACCACCAAAUAGCAGUUUAGGUCCAGGAGGACCUGGUGGUCCUGGAAUGCCUCCUAUGAGUAUGGCAGGACCUGGAAGACCCCAAUGGCAGCCAAAUACAUCAACACCUAUGAACUAUUCUUCAUCAUCCCCUGGUAAUUAUGGUGGACCACCAGGUUCGACAGGACCCCCAGGUCCCGGUACGCCGAUAAUGCCAAGUCCACAAGACAGUAGCAAUAGUGGUGGUGAAAAUAUGUACACAAUGAUGAAACCAGUACCUGGAGGCAACAUGCCUGGUGAUUUUCCAAUGAGUGGAGGACCAGAAGGUGGACCAAUGGGUCCAAUGGGACCCAAUACAAUGGGUCCAGUAUUAAAUGGUGAUGGUCUUGAUGGUAUGAAAAAUAGCCCAGCUAAUGGAGGCCCCGGUACACCAAGAGAAGACAGUGGCAGUGGCAUGGGUGAUUAUAAUCUAGGUGGUUUUGGUGGUCCAGGUGAAAACGAUCAGAACGAGUCAGCAGCCAUUCUCAAGAUCAAGGAAAGCAUGCAGGAGGAGGCCAAGAGGUUUGAGAAGGAUUCAGAUCAUCCAGAUUAUUUCAUGCAAUAACUCUCCCCGAGUAAUUGGAAUUCGCAACUCGGCUAAAGAAUUUUGCGACAGAAAUAUGUGUUUGAACGAGAUUUUGUCUUUUGUCUUUUUAAAAUCAUGUUUAUAUCUCGUGAGUAACAUAUAAACCGUUCGUCCCUAUUCCUUAUUUCUCACUCUUCCUAAGGAAUUUUUCUUUCUUUUACUCCGUUACAAAGUCUUCAAAACCAAAGGAAAGGUGAUGAUCGUCAAGCUUUCGUGAAAUUCUCUUGUCGUGUUUAAAUCAAUUUUUCUAGGACAAUCGAAAUAUUUGUAUACGUACAAAAAUUAUUUUACAAGGGUAAAUGUACGUAGUUAAAAAUAAAGAUUGUCUAAUAUAUCAAAAAGAAGAGAAUCACUUUAUGAGAAAGGAGAGUGAAACAAAGAAACAAAAACAAAAAACCAAAACGCACGAAAUGGGAUUUAUUAAAGUUGGCAUCAAUUAAAUGACGUUACUAUGGACUAAUAAAAGUAUCUACACAUUUGACAUGUGUAAAUAUAUCAAUGAUAGUGAUGUUUAAUUACUCAGGAUUGUCAGCAGGAUUCUCCAUGGUUGCUAAAAUAAAAGUGACAACGUAUGAAAUUGUUUGAUAAAAAAAAUUAGGCCAGUUUCUGCGAUUAAUCGCAUUUUACAACGGCGUUUGUUGUCAAUUGUGUUAAUUUAUACCGUUUUAUUUGAAAACUUUAAAUUAUAAAUUAAAUUAACGGUAUGAAUGCGAGUUGAUAACAAGAGAAUAAUAAAAUUAAAUGUAAUGAAAAUGUUUAAAGCGCAAAAUAUUGCGAACGAAUCAUUGUAAUCGCGACGAGAUGAAUAAAGUAUUGAAAAUGACUCGAGGAAUAUGAAAUUUUAAAAAUAUGUAAUUAGUUACAUAAAAUAAAUAAUAUUCGAUUUUCUACUGAUUUUAAUAGGAAUUAACUUUUAAAAAAAUUCUUAAAUAAAAUAAACUAUUUAGAAAAAGAUGAAUUAACAUUAAAUUAAAUAAUCAAAUAGGACUUGCCGUCCAAUCAUGAUUACUUUUUCCUCGAGUCAUGGCUUAAAUACGCGCAAUAAUUGAAAAAGAGCAAAUUUAUUGAAUAUGAGCGCGUACCUCACGCAUUCUUUGAAUUCACGCAUAAUUAAUGACAUAAUUGUAGGUAUUCUGUAUGAGUAUAGCAACAGUAGCGUAAACAAUAAUAAUUAUAAUUAAAAAUUAAGAUAAAAAAUAAAUGUCAUCUAUCCUAUACCAAAAA